This is a messenger RNA of Drosophila novamexicana, 1791 nucleotides long. RefSeq lists its product as uncharacterized. Gene Ontology annotation, molecular function: ATP binding; protein kinase activity. Gene Ontology annotation, cellular component: mitochondrial inner membrane. The transcript is spliced from 4 exons. The record is from RefSeq and is a predicted model, not a curated record. NCBI's taxonomy places the organism in Eukaryota, Metazoa, Arthropoda, Insecta, Diptera, Drosophilidae. Gene Ontology annotation, biological process: lipid homeostasis; protein phosphorylation; mitochondrion organization. Bases 191 to 1738 code for a protein of 515 amino acids.
CAGCUGAGCGUCAGUUUAGUUUCGCGCUGCCGACACAGCGGCAACAGUUUUAAAGCUGCCUUUCGCGUUUUUAGUGUAAGUGCUAGCAACAGUCACUAACAAACAGCCACAUGUAUUGCAACUAAUACACACUGAACAUACGCACAGCUUCCGAACUGUGCUGUACCCGUGCCUUCCGAACCUGCCAUAGAUGCUGCGACGCGUGCUGGGCUAUGGCGUCCUGGGCGCUGGCCUUGUCAGCACCGGUUUGAGCCUGCAUACAAAUGACUAUGAGAUCAACUCGCUGGGCAUUGUGCGGCUGACGCGUUCGGCCUGUGCCGUGGUCGACGUGGCGCUCACCUACAAGCGGGAGCUGUACUACAAGGAGUGGGACAAGACGACGCCCGAGUACAAGGCCGAAAAGAGUCGCGUGCACAAAAUCGCCGCCGAGAAGCUGCUGCAGCUGAUCUGCACCAAUAGGGGCGUCUAUAUCAAGGUGGGUCAGCAUAUCGGCGCUCUGGAGUACCUCUUGCCCAAGGAAUUUGUGCAGACAAUGAAAGUGUUGCACUCGGACGCGCCACAGAAUCCCAUUGAGGAUUUGUAUAAGGUAAUCAGGCAGGACUUAAAACGCAAUCCGGAGGAUAUAUUCGAUAGCUUCGAGCGUGAGCCACUGGGCACCGCCUCAUUGGCGCAGGUGCACAAGGCGCGUCUAAAGACGGGCGAAAUUGUGGCGGUCAAGGUGCAACAUCCCUAUGUCAAGGGCAACUCGCGUGUGGACAUGAAGACCAUGGAAAUGGCUGUCAAAGUGCUGGCGCGCAUAUUUCCCGACUUCAAGAUACAAUGGCUGGUCGAGGAGUCCAAGAAGAAUCUGCCCAUUGAGCUGGACUUUCUCAAUGAGGGCCACAAUGCCGAAAAGGUAGCCGAGCACUUCAAGAAGUACAGCUGGUUGCGUGUGCCCAAAAUCUAUUGGGACCUGAGCACAUCACGUGUGCUGGUCAUGGAGUAUCUGGAGGGCGGGCAUGUGACCGAUUUGAAGUACAUCAAGGAUCACAAAAUUGAUAGCUUCGCGGUCGCCAGCCGAAUUGGUCAACUCUACUCGGAGAUGAUCUUCUCCACGGGCUUCGUGCACAGCGAUCCACAUCCGGGCAAUAUACUUGUGCGUCAGACACCCAAAAACAAUCUAGAAAUAAUACUGCUAGAUCACGGACUCUAUGCCAACCUGAGCGACAAGUUUCGCUAUGAAUACUCCAAGCUCUGGCUGAGCAUACUGAAUGUCGAUCGCAAGUCAAUGCGCCAGCACAGCGAGCAGCUGGGCAUCAAGGGUGAUCUGUACGGCUUGUUUGUGUGCAUGGUGACGGGUCGACCCUGGGACACGCUCAUGCAGGGCAUUACCAAAGUCAAAUAUUCCAAAGAAGAGAAGAAUACGCUGCAGAUAAACACAUCGCUGGUGCUGCCCCACAUUUCGGAUGUGCUGGAGCAGGUGGAUCGCCAAAUGUUGCUCAUACUGAAGACAAACGAUCUGAUACGCGGCAUUGAGGCGACGCUGCGCACACAGAAUCGCAUGACCGCCUUCUGGGUGAUGUCCAAGUUCUGUGUGCAAUCAUCAUAUGCGGAGCAGCGUGCCCAACAGACGGUGGCUGCCAAACGCUGGCAUUUGCAGCUGCGCGAACGCUGGGAGCUGUUCAAGCUAAAUAUCUACUACCUCUAUUUGGGAUUGAUUAACUUUGGCUUCCUCACCGCGCUCAAGCAGGUGCUCUAGUCGGCUGCAGUUGUUCGUCCCGGUAUUGAAUUAAAGUACAAAUUAAAGGGAAA